Molecule: messenger RNA, 682 nt
Organism: Centruroides sculpturatus (bark scorpion)
Lineage: Eukaryota; Metazoa; Arthropoda; Arachnida; Scorpiones; Buthidae
Exons: 2
Coding region: 362-682 (106 amino acids)
Biological process (GO): sodium ion transport
Cellular component (GO): membrane
Molecular function (GO): sodium channel activity
Source: RefSeq, a predicted model, not a curated record
AAAAAAUUAAAAAAACAUCUUGCAAAUUAAAUGCAUAAAUUAAGAUUGUAGUUAUAAACAUUAAGAGGAAAAAGCAUAUCUUCUAUUGUGAUGUGUAUAUUAGUGAGAGAGAUUUAUAAACCUUUCCUCAAAAAUGGAUCGUCAUUUAGGUCAAAGUUCACGGACUAACACUUCUGAGAAAUACAUUUACAACUCUAUACAGGAAAAAAUGCUAUUACUACGAUACUAUUGUAUAUCCUGUUUUUACGUACAGUACUUUAAUGUAAAUAAUUAUUCAACAGAAAUAUUAUUUAAUUCCGGGAUAAUAGGAAAACUGGUUGAACAUAAGUGAACACUUCUUACACUUUACACGAUUGUAUAUAUGGAAAGAAAUGACAUGGAAGAUCAUUCUACAAUAGAAGAAAGUGGACCAAUUCGUAGGAAGAAAAGAGUGGCUUUCUUAAAGCUAUUGGAACAAGUUCAAAUCACAGGAGUACCUCAAAUUGUCACAACAAAAGACAGAAAGAGCAAGACUUAUAAAUUAUUGGUCUUUGUUUCGUGUCUUACAGGUUUCAUCAUUCAAUUAACAUUAUUUAUGCUAAAAUAUUUAGAAUAUCCCACCAGUUUAGAAGUAUAUGUUAAACAGAUAGAUAUUAAAGACCUUCCAAAGCCCAUGCUUACAGUUUGUGAUUUGAAUGGGUAA